AUGAGUCGCAGACGCAGCAACCGCAGCAGAGGCAGCAGAGGCAGCAGCCGCAGCAGAGGCAGCAGAGGCAGCAGAGGCAGCAGCCGCAGCAGAGGCAGCAGAGACUGCAGAGGCAGCAGCCGCAGCAGAGGCAGCAGAGACUGCAGAGGCAGCAGCCGCAGCAGAGGCAGCAGCCGCAGCAGAGGCAGCAGCCGCAGCAGCCGCAGCAGAGGCAGCAGCCGCAGCAGAGGCAGCAGCCGCAGCAAAGGCAGCAGACGCAGUAGAGGCAGCAGAGAGCAGCAGAGACUGCAGAGGCAGCAGACGCAGCAGAGGCAGCAGAGAGCAGCAGAGACUGCAGAGGCAGCAGACGCAGCCCUCUGCAGACGCAGCCCUCUGCAGACGCAGCAGAGGCAGCAGACGCAGCAGACGCAGCCCUCUGCAGACGCAGCAGACGCAGCCCUCUGCAGACGCAGCAGAGGCAGCAGACGCAGCCCUCUGCAGACGCAGGCCUCUAGAGGCUCGGUGGAGUGCUAA
This is a messenger RNA of Knipowitschia caucasica, 513 nucleotides long. The record is from the annotation of a GenBank genome assembly. NCBI's taxonomy places the organism in Eukaryota, Metazoa, Chordata, Actinopteri, Gobiiformes, Gobiidae.